Molecule: messenger RNA, 834 nt
Organism: Aspergillus glaucus CBS 516.65
Lineage: Eukaryota; Fungi; Ascomycota; Eurotiomycetes; Eurotiales; Aspergillaceae
Product: DUF3632 domain-containing protein
Exons: 2
Coding region: 1-834 (277 amino acids)
Source: RefSeq, a predicted model, not a curated record
AUGGAAGCCCUACGAGCAGACCCCGCAAGCCCAUCACCCAGACACGAUCCCGAUCCCACCCUCGUAGCCGCCUCCGCUGGAGAUCGCAAAUCAGUGCGGGAUGCUAUCAAACGAGGCGAAUUCGACGACCUUCGUUCCGCAGCCUACAAUAAAACGUGGACUCCUUCUGGGGCUCUCUGGAAUGACCUGCCCUUCUUUGUCGCUGAUAUGACGGACUUCUGGGUUAAUGAUUGUGCGAUGGUGAAGGCGAACGAGCGUCUGAGUUUCGCGUCUUUUCUCGCCAAGCUUGCCUCUACGCGUCUGGGCAAGGAUAGACUGUGCCAGAUCGCCCUGUUGGCGUUCCGCGAGAUGUUCGAGACUGAACGACUCCUUCGCGUGUCCGAGACCACUGAUGAGAACUCUGGUCGGAUAAUGCAUGAUCUUGACAUUGCUGCUUUGCUCCCGGUUGCGUGUGCUUGGAUCCGUGAGGCUGGGUAUAAUAUCAUUCUGCUGUCGGAUAUGUCCUGGAACGAUUGCUCUAGCAGUAUUGCGCAAGGUGGUGAUACUUUCGUGAAGUCAGAACUGGGUCAACGCGCGCCUGCUGGAUUCAAUUCCUGGAGACUGUUGUACUGGCUGAAGCGUCUACAUGAAAUCGCCGACGAAGCAAAACAGGCUGAGGAGAAGCAUCUUGCCGAGCAGGCCACGGAGGCUAUCGAGAUGAUGUUGGGUCAUACCGAGGAGAGAAAUUCGAAGAUACUCCGGGUGUUUGAGGCUGCGGGUGAUGGUUUGCGUCAGGAUAUGGCGUUCUCGGGUCUCGAAAAAUUAGUCAAGGGUGAUGAGAGCUCUGAUAAGUGA